GUUUUCGUUUUAUUUAAAACACAUAUAAUCAACUAUGAAAUAUUCUUUAAUUUGCAGAUUCAACUUUAUGGGUUUAACGCUGAGUUGUAUCAUAACAUGUCAGAGGCUCAACACAAGUCUCAAGGAAUUGUCGGCAUUUCUUUAAUGGUUCAGAUUGGUGAGAUCAACCAACCGAAUUCGGAUCUUAGAAUCAUCACAAGUACCUUCAAUAAAGUGCUCUAUAAAGGGUCGUCAAUCCAAAUUCGCUACCUAUCCCUGCACAGUCUACUGCCGGACACUCUACACUACAUGACCUACGAGGGUUCCACCACACACCCGGGCUGCUGGGAGACGACGGUCUGGAUCAUCAUCAACAAGCCUGUUUACAUCACUAAGCAAGAGAUGUAUGCCCUCCGGAAGCUGAUGCAGGGUAGUCAGGAGAUACCCAAAGCUCCGCUGGGGAACAAUGCUCGGCCGCUGCAGCCUCUACACCACCGUACCGUCCGAACCAAUAUUGAUUUCCAGAACACGGACAACUCUUUGGGUAAAAGUUGUCCAGUCAGUAUGAAAAAAGAAAUGUACUACAAAGCGAAUCAGUGGAGAAACAUGCCCGACACUCAGUUCCUGUUGUAAUCGGUGUGUGAGCGAGUCCUGUACCAGUCGUGCUGUACAAGAUAAGCCGCGCCGCAGAGUGUAGUGCCCUGUAGAUAGCUUGCCUUGCACAAACUGUACAAACGAUGCUGUACGCUAGAGUGUCUUAGAUGUCGAACAACAAAUAUUUAAUAAAAGACGUAUGUCA
This is a messenger RNA of Homalodisca vitripennis (glassy-winged sharpshooter), 778 nucleotides long. RefSeq names its product carbonic anhydrase-related protein 10-like. Bases 97 to 612 code for a protein of 171 amino acids. The record is from RefSeq and is a predicted model, not a curated record. The transcript has 6 exons. Gene Ontology annotation, molecular function: carbonate dehydratase activity; zinc ion binding. NCBI's taxonomy places the organism in Eukaryota, Metazoa, Arthropoda, Insecta, Hemiptera, Cicadellidae.